CUACUCCAAGUGACGAUGGGGAAAAUCGGCUUCUCCCUGCUCCUCGCCCUGGCUCUGGUGACUGUUGGCACCUCUUCAGAGAGAAAGUGUGACCUGUCCGGACUGUGGCGGAAUGAGCUGCGCUCGCUGAUGGAAAUACAUGAAGUUAACGAUGCAGGAGAAUUCUCCGGCGACUACCUCACAGCGGUGACGGCCACCAGCAACUGUAUCCGCAGGUCGCCCCUGAAGGGAGCCCAGCAUGAUGCGAAACAGAGGGGCCAGCCGACCUUCGGCUUCACUGUGAACUGGGAGAAGUUCUCAAACUCGACAACCGUCUUCGUGGGCCAGUGCUUCGUGGAUGAUAAAGGGAAGGAAACUCUGAAGACCAUGUGGCUGCUGCGUGAGGAGGUUGGAUCCCCUGGAGAUGGCUGGAGAGCGACCAGGGUCGGCACAAACGUUUUCACCCGGAAACGAAAUGUAGAGCGGGGGAAAAUCCUUCAGCAGCACUCUCCACCCUGCGAUGCUCCAACUCCAACCCCAACAGCACAGUGAACACGCUCUCCAGCUCCGCGGUUCCUGUGCCCACCCGGUCUUGAAUUGUUCUGGCCUCUCUCGAGCGUCUCGCCCAGCAGAGUCGCCCGUCUCUGUCUCCAUCUCCCCCCCAGAAUCGCUGCCUCGCCCCCAACGCUGCAGUUUAGUUCAUUUCUCAGCAAUACUCUAGCGCGGGAGGCAAAUGAGUCUCUUGUGUUUUUAUCUCUCUUGGCUUUUUCAGUCGUGACGCCCACCUGCCCCUCUCUGACUUCCCUGGAUGGUUCCGAAAUCUCUCCCAUUAGCUGGGGCCUUUCUGGGACACUCCUGGCAGCUUUAUUGCCCUGGGUUCACUCCUUUCCUCACUCUCCAUCAGUCUAUGGUAGAGAUUGCACCAACCUUACUGAAGUCCCAAGGAAAUGGUGCUCCCCUUCUAAAUGGCCUUUACGUUCGCUCAGGACUAUCCACUCUCAGUGCUCCCAGCUCAAAGGUUCAUUUCUCUUAGAAAGUUUCAGCCCUUCGUGAGUUCUGGACUCUAGGUACCAAAUAAACUUUGUUCCAACGGAAAAAUAUUGUGCCAUUCUGUGUUAUUAUUAUUUGAAAAUAGUUCUUAGUUCACCAUCUGCAGCAGGCUACUUAAAACUGCAUAGUGACCUGGGACAAGGAGAGUGAUGGGGAACUACUUAAUGUAGAGGGGUCAUACGGCAUUGGUGGAGCAUGCUGGGUUGCGAAUAUAUUUCCCCAUCUCUCUCUUUCUCAGCAGUUCAAUCCCCCCUCUCAACUGCCCAUCAUGCUGACUGAAAUGGUCUCGUCGUUUCCUUGUACUCUCCUGUUGGUUUGUCUGUAUCAUAGAAUCAUAGAAAUGUAGAAAUGAAAGGGACCUUGAUAGAUCAUCUAGUCCAAUCCCUGCACUGAGGCAGGACUAAAUAUUAUCGAGACCAUCCCUGACAGGUGUCUGUCUGAACUGUUCUAAAAACCUCCAAUGACAGAAAUUCCACAGCUUCCCAAGGUAACUUGUUCCAGUGCUUAACCACCACAGAAGGGCGGUCACCCAUCAAGGUGGCCAUCUGCAGGUAGGUCAUCCCCGGGGUCUUCUGCACACCCUGGACACUUUUCCUGUAUACCUCGGGGGUCAAUUCAAACUUGCGCAGCAGGGUUUGUUUGAACAGUUCAUAGUCCCCAGGUUCCACCCCAUCCAUCUGGCUGAACAUCCCUAUGGCCUUGGGACACAGUAAGGGGGUGAGAUCCUGGAGCCUGUCUGUAGGGUCAACCUGGUGCGCAUUGCAGGCCUUCUCAAAAGCAGUGAGGAAGGUGUCUACAUCAACCCCUUCCUUAAACUGAGACACCACUUUGAUAUCGGAGUUCCCUGCGGGCUUAGCCACCCUUGGCCCAUCCCCACUCACCCCAGCAGGGAUCUCUCUGCCUCUCAGCUCUGCCGUCACCAGUUCAUGCCGUCUCUGCUCUUCCUCGUGCUUUCACUCUCUCUCACGGUCCUGCCGUUACUUCUCACAGUCCUCC
Caretta caretta (loggerhead turtle) is the source of this 2025-nucleotide messenger RNA. RefSeq names its product avidin-like. Gene Ontology annotation, molecular function: biotin binding. The record is from RefSeq and is a predicted model, not a curated record. Lineage: Eukaryota; Metazoa; Chordata; Testudines; Cheloniidae.